Messenger RNA from Fusarium oxysporum Fo47, 1111 nucleotides. Its product is annotated as carbohydrate binding domain-containing protein. The record is from RefSeq and is a predicted model, not a curated record. The transcript has a single exon. Bases 69 to 884 code for a protein of 271 amino acids. Gene Ontology annotation, molecular function: hydrolase activity, acting on glycosyl bonds. Lineage: Eukaryota; Fungi; Ascomycota; Sordariomycetes; Hypocreales; Nectriaceae.
UUUUCUCAUUCCUUUCCUUUUGGACCAUCACGUUCGUUACAGCGACUAUCUUAUUCACUCAUUAUAAGAUGGCAUCGCAAAGACUUUUCGCUGCAUUCGCGGCUCUCUCUAUCCUCAUUGGGUCUGAGGCUAGCCCCUGCAAGCCAAUUUCUUCCACCACUGAGAUCCAGGCUACAUCAACCUUCUCUUCUGAGACUGAGGCUGCCACUGCUAGCGACGCCACUUUCACCACUGAACUGACCUCAACUGAGUCGAGCUACGUCACGGACAUCACCAUCACUGAGAGUGAGACAGCGACAUCCAGUGCAGCUGAGUCAACUUCAACCGUGGUUGUUUCCACCACCGAGACUUCUGCCUUCACUUCUACCACAGAAGCUGCCUCUACUACCUCAGCUGCACCUGUUGAAACACCUAAAAUUAUCAUCAACGGUGACUUUGAGAGCGGUAGCAUUGCUCCAUGGUUCAACUUUGGCCUCGGCGCCUACGCCGAUAUCGACUCUUCAACAGUCCAUGCAGGUUCUUAUUCUCUCACCAUGGGCUCCCAGGCUAGCGAUUGGUCAAAUACCGUCCAAGUCCUCCGCAAGUCAACCCUCGUCGCAAACCAGCCCUACAGUCUCUCUCUCUACGCCAAGGUCAGCUCUGGAUCUUCUUGCACUGCUUUCCAGGCGUUCAUUGACAACAACGACCUCAAUGAUUCGUUUGGAGUGAGGAUUAGUGUUGCUGGUGUCCAGAUCGCUAGUGACUUUACUCUUCUUUCGGGCGAGUUUUCCUUGACGCAGACGGCUUUGGACAGUAACAAUCCUAUCCGGGUUGUCAUCCGAGCGAAGUGCAGUAAUGGUUACGUGGCGUGGGUGGAUGACGUUCAGCUGGGUAUUUCAGACUAAUUUGACUCAUCUCUGGAAUCUCGAUUUGCGGUUGUAGAGACAGCCAAGGGCAAUGGUUCGAAGGAGCAGUGGCCAAGAGCUAAGGGGCAUUUUUGGACACAUUUCAUCAUAGCAGGUAACCAGGUUCGCAGCCAGGGCUUCGCUGUGUAUAAUUACCUAUCCCGGCCAUCCUCUGAUGGUUGUAAAAUAAUUAGACUUUCCAUUCUCAAAAUAUUUGGUCCCACUAA